GAAGUUGCAGCCGCAUGGGUUUGCUACAGCAUUGCGGUGAAAAAAAGUCACCCGCAAUGCAUCUCCGAGCAAAAGUAUUGUUUCACCACCUGGGCAGGCUGCGAAAAACCCAUCUGCCUCCGAAGACAAUCAACUUAGAUUAGCAUCGCCCGACCAAUGACAGCAGAGCAACCUGUGUCCUGGCCACCGCAAAUAUCUUUUCUCCAGAGUAUCUCGCAUCUCUGUUUAGUUGUACGAUGUAUGAACAUAUGCUCCAUUACGCUCGAAGUUGAGCAGAAAUCCUGCGGCUUCGCGAAACCUCGGGUUAUUAGGAGCGCUGGCACGCUGAACUUCCGCAGUCUGCAAUAUCUCGGCGAAGAAAGCCUCAAGGAUGCUUACUACGACAUUCGCAGGCCGAAAUUCGCUACACGAUCUCUGGGUCCGCAACAGACAAUAUGUCGGCAAAGAACCUGCCUGGGAGGCGGAAAUCCGCAAAGGUGGCACGUUCAACAACUCAAUGUUCGAGGAACUUACCGACCCAGAAUCCAUCGCAAAACUUGUUUCGCGUGUUCCUGACCAAAACGAAUCUGCCUCACGAGAUUCCGGCCUGGUAAAAACAGCAAUCAUGGCGACAACACGCGAAUCUUGGCUUGCGGAUGACCGUUUCACCAUUGUCCUCGACUCGAUGGACUGCGGACAUGAAGUUGGAGAAGCAGAGCUCGAUGAACAACCGUGUUGAAGCUUUCAUGAAGCGUUAUCAUUAGGCCUUUCGGCUGGUAAUUCCGCAGGGUAAAUUAAUUGUUUGCUUCGAAGUA
Dissoconium aciculare CBS 342.82 is the source of this 794-nucleotide messenger RNA. RefSeq lists its product as uncharacterized. The record is from RefSeq and is a predicted model, not a curated record. The transcript has a single exon. Lineage: Eukaryota; Fungi; Ascomycota; Dothideomycetes; Mycosphaerellales; Dissoconiaceae. Bases 371 to 718 code for a protein of 115 amino acids.